AUGUAUAUUCCUAUUAAAUGGAUAAUUUUAUCAUCAUCAUAUAUAAUAGCAUUAUUUAUAUUUCAAAAAGGAUUUUUAUUAAAAAAACCUUCAUUAGAUUAUUAUUCAAAGUGUGAAGAUUUUCGAGGUCGGGCACAUUUAUGUUGGAAUAAACCUUCAUUUAAGAAAGCUAUAUGGAUAAUUAUUGAUGCAUUAAGAUAUGAUUUUUUGGAUUCUGGUGGAAAUUUAGGUGAUGAGUAUAAAGGAAGAAUAAAAAUUGCUAAAGAAUUAAUAAAUGAUCAACCAAAUAAUACAAUAUUAUCUUUAUUUAUUGCUGAUCCUCCCACAACAACAUUUCAACGUAUUAAAGCUUUAACAACUGGUUCUUUGCCUACAUUUAUUGAUAUGAAAGAUAAUUUUGAUGCUGGAGAAAUUGAUGAAGAUAAUAUCAUUAAUCAAUUAAUAUUAAAUCGAUACAAUAUAACAUUUAUGGGAGAUGAUACUUGGACAUCACUUUUUAAAAAUAAAUUUAAUAAACAAUUUCCUGCACCGUCAUUUGAUGUAUUUGAUUUGAAUACUGUUGAUAAUAUUGUAUUAGAUCAUUUAUACAAUGAAAUGGCAAAUGAUGAUUGGAAUGUUAUUAUUGGACAUUUUUUGGGUGUAGAUCAUUGUGGUCAUAGAUAUGGACCAAAUCAUUCUGCAAUGUUAGGAAAAUUAGAUCAAAUGGAUAAAAUGUUAAGAGAUGUUAUUAAACAAAUGGAUAAUGAGACAAUACUUUUUGUUAUGGGUGAUCAUGGAAUGUCGAAUGAUGGAAAUCAUGGUGGUGAUAGUACUUUAGAAGUUGAAGCUGGAUUUUUAGCUUAUUCAAAAGUUCCAAUAGUUCAUGGAAAAAGAAUUAAUAAGUUUCAUCAAAUUGAUUUUGUACCAACAUUUUCGUUUUUAUUAGGAAUACCUUUACCUUUUACAAAUAUUGGUGUAGUUGUUGAAACAUUUUUUCCAUUUUAUGAAUUACUUAAAUUGUUAGAAAUUAAUAUUGCUCAAGUUAUUAGAUUAAUAACAGCGUAUAGUCGUGAAGAUUCUGGAAUGACAACAAAUUUUCAAACCAUACUUCAACAAUAUAACUUUGGAACAAUUACGAAGUUUGUUGGAGAUAACUCUGCAUUAUCAAUUGUUUGUAUUACAGUUUUGUUAGUGUAUUUUUAUAUUUUUUCUAUUAAUGAUUCUCAGGUAUUAUCACUUAACUACUACUUUAUUAUUUCAUAUGGUUUUUUCCUAUUAUUUAAUCAAACAACUAUUCCUACAAUUCCAUGGUUAGCAGCAUUUGUUGGGGUUCCUGUUUUUAUAACAGUUAUCUUUACCUAUAAUAUAUUAAUAAAAAAUACACAUUUUGUACCGGUUCCCUUAAAUCUUGCUCUUUUAUUUGGCAUAAAGAUGUUAAUAAUAUGUAUAAUGUGUAUUGUACACAGAAGACAUUUAAUGCUUUUUAAAGUAUUUGCUCCCAAAUUUAUUUUUGAAGCAGUUAAUUUUAUUACAUUUUUAAUUCUUUCUACGGUUUUAUCAAUAAUUUAUUAUGUAAAAACACGUUAA
Messenger RNA from Strongyloides ratti, 1566 nucleotides. Its product is annotated as GPI ethanolamine phosphate transferase 3. The transcript has 6 exons. Gene Ontology annotation, biological process: GPI anchor biosynthetic process. Gene Ontology annotation, cellular component: endoplasmic reticulum membrane. The record is from RefSeq and is a predicted model, not a curated record. Gene Ontology annotation, molecular function: mannose-ethanolamine phosphotransferase activity. The coding region runs from base 1 to 1566 and encodes 521 amino acids. Lineage: Eukaryota; Metazoa; Nematoda; Chromadorea; Rhabditida; Strongyloididae.